Messenger RNA from Leptosia nina, 438 nucleotides. Lineage: Eukaryota; Metazoa; Arthropoda; Insecta; Lepidoptera; Pieridae. The record is from the annotation of a GenBank genome assembly.
AUGAAUUCUCUUUUAAGGAGAAGUAUAUUUCCGCUUUAUUCUAAUACUCGUAAAAUUCCUAGUCGGUUAUUUGCGGAUGUAGCGGUGAAGGACAAAAUUGACGAUAUUGUAAAGAAAAACAAAGUGGUAGUCUUUAUGAAAGGCGUCCCGGAUGCACCACGGUGUGGUUUUAGUAAUGCAGUUGUUCAAAUUAUGAGAAUGCAUGCCGUACCAUACGAAAGCCAUGAUGUACUGUCUGAUGAAAAUCUUAGACAAGGUAUAAAAGAUUAUUCAAAUUGGCCCACUAUACCCCAAGUUUUUAUAAAUGGGGAAUUUGUUGGAGGUUGUGAUAUAAUGUUGCAAAUGCAUCAGUCCGGUGAAUUAGUGGAAGAGUUAAAGAAAGUUGGAAUCAAAAGUGCAUUACUUACUGCUGAAGAAACAAAGAAAGAAGAAGCUUAG